CCUGUUCUCAGCGACUCAGUGCUGUUUAUAAGAGACUGCCAACGGAGUAUGUUGAGUGUGACAGAAGGACUGAGGAAAAAGCCAACAAGCACAACUCAUGGAAUUGUUUAGUGAUAGUCUUUUAUAAUAAGUAUUUCGGGCUAUUUCGAAUUUGUAUUUAUAAUAGACCCUCGCACAGCUAGGUUAUCUCUUCGUAAUUAUUUGCGGUGAGCUGGCUAACCUACUUGGCUCUGAGCGAAUUACAUCGGCAAUGUUGUAAAACGAGUAGGCAACCUUUCAAAGUAAAGUAUGUAUCUGUAAGUCAAAGAAAGUCCAGUCUUCAAGCCUACAGGAGAAAAGAUUUGCCAUCUCACUGAAUCAUGGUUCGGGAAGGUUGUUGAGUGUGUAAAUAUCCCUCCACAAUGUGAUGCCCCAAGGAAUCGUUGAAGGUGUAGCUGGGGUUAGAGGUCACUUCCUAUUCACUGCAGUUUGACACUGAGGACCAACGACUCGCUGUUCCGUUUCCAUUGCACGCCUCAGAAAACCCUGGGAGGAGCAGCUGCUGGGAUCUGGGUGUUUUUGCGUGCGACUCCAGGCUAGAGCAGGGGAUCAGUCGUUUAUUCAGAGGUGUUUCAGUGCAACCGACGCGGAUGGGCUACGCCAGAUGCCAGAGAGGGCCUGGAUGGGAGAGGGAGUGAGAAUGGACAACCUGUUAGACUUUGGAGGCCUCUGUCCGUCCAGCCGGAGAGAAUGGGACACGAGCAGCUGUGUGGACGAGCUGAUGGAUGAAGAUGAGAAAGACAGGGCAAAGAGGGCUUCACGUAACAAAUCAGAGAAGAAGAGAAGAGACCAAUUCAAUGUGCUCAUCAAGGAGUUGUGUACCAUGCUCCAGGGCCAGGGUCACCCUCGCAAGAUGGACAAGUCCACCAUCCUGCAGAGAACCAUCGAUUUCCUGCAGAAACAAAAAGAAAUCACGGCCCAGACAGAGAUGUGUGAGAUCAGGCAGGACUGGAAGCCUUCCUUCCUCAGUAAUGAGGAGUUCACCCAGUUGAUGCUCGAGGCUCUCGAUGGGUUCCUCAUCGCGCUGACGACAGAUGGCAACAUCAUCUACGUGUCUGACAGCGUGUCCUCGCUCAUCGGACAUUUACCGUCAGAUAUGGUGGACCAGAAUAUCUUGAACUUCCUUCCCGAGCGCGAGCACGGGGAGGUUUAUAAGCUGCUGUCGUCUCACAUGCUGAUGACGGGUCCCCUGGCUGCAGACUUCCUAGACGGUGAGAGCCAUGUGGAGUUCUGCUGUCAUCUCGCCCGAGGAAACAUCGACCCCAAAGAACCCUCUACAUAUGAGUAUGUGAAAUUUGUCGGAGAUUUCAAGUUUCACAACAAUGUGCCUACAUCCUCUUGUAAUGGGUUUGAACUGGCGUUACCACGAACCCUGCAGUCAUCUCUUGAGGAGCAGGCCUGCCUUGUUGCCACCGUACGAUUAGUCACUCCGCAGUUUUUAAAGGACUUAUGUAAUGUGGAGGAUCCCUGUGAUGAAUUCACAUCCAGACACAGUCUGGAGUGGAAGUUCUUAUUUUUAGAUCACAGAGCGUCACCAAUCAUAGGCUACUUGCCCUUUGAGGUGCUUGGAACUUCUGGCUAUGAUUACUAUCAUGUGGAUGACUUGGAGCUCAUAGCUCAGUGUCAUAAGCAAUUGAUGCAGUUUGGAAAGGGCAAAUCCUGCUACUAUCGUUUCCUGACCAAGGGCCAGCAGUGGAUCUGGCUGCAGACUCACUACUACAUCACCUACCACCAGUGGAACUCCAAGCCUGAGUUCAUCGUGUGCACACACACGGUGGUGAGUUACGCUGAGGUGCGAGCGGAGAGGAGAAGGGAGUUUGGGCUGGAAGAGACAUCACCUCCUGAGAUCGCUGCCUCUGUUAAGGGUCAGGAGGUGUAUCUGGACGUGUGCCCCACCCUGGAGCCUCCGAGGGACAGGACCAGUGGAGCAUGCUCAGUGUCGUCCCACAGUUCCAGGAAGUCCUCCCACACUGCCCUAUCAGACUCUGCCUCCAACUCCUCGGUCAGGUACUCUGAGGCCUGCACACCAUCCAGGCAGUCUGCGUCCGUCGGCACAGAGAAGACCUCCACUAGAAGACUCCAACCUAGCAGUACCAAGACGUUGGUUCAGAGACAAAACUCUUUUGAUGUUCCCCAGCUGAGCUUCCCUCUGUCUCCCGCCUGCAGUCAGCACUCCGCAAUGCAGCAGCAGCAGCAGCCGCAGCCCCUCUGCCAGCUGCAGCCGCAGCCCCAGCCAGGGGUGAUGCACCAGCUGAAGGAGCCCCAGCCAGGGGUGAUGCACCAGCUGAAGGAGCCCCAGCUAGGGGUGAUGCACCAGCUGAAGGAGCAGCUGGAGGAGAGGACUCGCGUGCUGCAGGCCGACAUCAAGACCCAGCAACAGGAGCUUCACGACAUCAAGGAGAAGCUGCAGCUGGCCAACCUGCAGAUGUUCUUACAGCAGCCCGUCGACACUGACUUUAGCCAGGUCCAGCAGCCUCAGCAGCAAGGCCCAGGAAGGCCAACCCAGCAGCCCCAGAGUCAGACACAGAGUCAGACACAGAGUCAGACACAGAACCAGAGCAAGUCUGGGGUCAUCCGACAGGCCUCAGGUCACUCCAAACAGCCCAUCUGUGGAGGCCACAGUUCCUCACCGCAAUCCCUGCUGAGAGAGCACAGCUCUCCAUCCCCUCAGGUGCAGCAGAGGCAGGUGUCCAGGGGCCAGGUCCAGACGGUCAGCCUGCCGGUCCAGACUCACACCAGCCUGACCCUGCCCUUCUACAGCAACCCCAUGAUGUUCUCCCAGACCAACGCACGGACGCUGCAGGACACUAACCAAAGACACUCAGACAACGAGUUCAGCCAAGACGGACAGAUACGGAUGCUGCUGAACCAGCAGAUGCAGACCCUGCUUCCUGACAGCACUGUAAACUCACAAGCGUCCCACUGCACUUCAGGCAUCCAACAAACCAAAUACACCUUGGAACAGCAGAUGAUGACCCCCUCGUUCCCCAUGCAGCAGGUCAACUGCAAUGCUGUCCUGGUUCCCUCUCCUGUCUUCACCUCCCCCAUCAUGAUCCCCCACAACGGCUUCAUCACCCACCAGGCCCAGCCUGCCUACCAUGCCCAGGCCCAAGGCUCCCAACACUCCCUGCAGCUGCAACAACCACAGCAGUUCUUUCAGAUGCAGCCUCAAGGACUCUUACACAGCGGGGGCCCCCAGACUUUCUUCCACACCACCAACGUCCAGCAGCAAAGCACUGUGGGAUACAUCCAACAACAACAGCAGCAACAGCAACCACAACAACAACCGCGUCACCAUUCCCAAAACCAGACUGGCAGCCUUUCAGACUUCCGGAACAUGCUGACCCGGUAGCCCUCCAGUCCCACAGAGAGAGAGAGCAGUGUAAUCAGUGUCAUGUUGCUGGUACAGAUUCAGUAACACUAAUAAAGGUAUUAAAAGAGACGGAGCGGCAUAUAUGAGGCCCACAGAUUCUGCCAUGUUCUUUGCUGUGAGCCAAAUUGGCUUUGUCUCCACAGCAAAACUAAAAACAAAAAAAUCUUUGAAGAGAAAGAUAAUAUGCCUCUGGUGACCUUACUUUUUAUAAGGAGCCAUCUUUACAGACAAAGCUGUUUUUUUACGAGGACACGCCACACACUAAGGCUGCUUGGACUAGGGGCCUCUGGGAAAUUGAGUUUUCUAAGACACCAGGCCUCAAUGUACUGGGCCACAAUCACUGCUGCACCACGGACACCAUCACACGAAUCAACAAGAAAACAGUGCUUUUCACAGGAUGCGUUUACAUGCAGACAUAUUUCAGCAGACGAGGUCAGUGCUGUUCACGUCUGCAUCGUGUUCUCCACCAGCUGUCUGGUGUUCUCCACCAGCUGCCUGGUGUUCUCCACCAGCUGUCUGGUGUUCUCCACCAGCUGUCUAGUGUUCUGCACCAGCUGCCUGGUGUUCUCCACCAGCUGUCUGGUGUUCUCCACCAGCUGUCUGGUGUUCUCCACCAGCUGCCUGGUGUUCUCCACUAGCUGCCUGGUGUUCUGCACCAGCUGCCUGGUGUUCUCCACCAGCUGCCUGGUGUUCUCCACCAGCUGUCUGGUGUUCUCCACCAGCUGUCUGGUGUUCUCCACCAGCUGUCUGGUGUUCUUCUUCUCUAGACAAACAUGCAGGGUGACUUGACUGCUUUGAAGCUGGAAUUUCUAUUAACUUUUAAUUUCACAAAAUCCGUAAGCAUGAUCAUGAAUCCCAUUGUUAUACAUAGGAAUGCUUUUAUUCGACACUAGCUCUAUCAACCUUUAAACCAAAAAUAUUCCCUACUGAUAGUCAUUUCAAUAAAGAGCUUCUGUUUAAGUCCAUUGUAAUCUAGAGCACUUGACGUCAACACAACCAACUUCAUUAAAUACAGUCGAAUAUUUCUCAGGUCAUUUCUGGAAAACAAAAAUAUUUCACUCAGUAUGACAUUAACAACUUUUUAUUUUAUUUUUUACCAUAACCAGUUUUAUUAAUACAGUAUAUUUGCUGACCAGCAGAAUGAUUUAUAUUGGUAAUGAACGGACUGAAUGAAUUGGUGUGUAUGAACAAACUAUCAUAAGUGAACAAAACUAUAGUCUCAUGGAAAUGACAAUCAAACUGUCAACUUGUACUCAGUGUAAAUUCCCCUGAUGCCCCUGACACAGUAGCACUGCCUGACUACCCUGCCAUCUUACCCUGCCUGACUACCCUGCCAUCUUACCCUGCCUGACUACCCUGCCAUCUUACCCUGCCUGACUACCCUGCCAUCUUACCCUGCCUGACUACCCUGCCAUCUUACCCUGCCUGACUACCCUGCCAUCUUACCCUGCCAUCUUACCCUGCCUGACUACCCUGCCAUCUUACCCUGCCUGACUACCCUGCCAUCUUACCCUGCCUGACUACCCUGCCAUCUUACCCUGCCUGACUACCCUGCCUGACUACCCUGCCAUCUUACCCUGCCUGACUACCCUGCCAUCUUACCCUGCCUGACUACCCUGCCAUCUUACCCUGCCUGACUACCCUGCCAUCUUACCCCACAAUCAUUUGCGGAGCUUCAGAGACUUUCAAUUUUAAAUGAGAAGUUGCUACUGUGAAAACUAUGUUAUCCUACAAAACCCUUUUACACAGCUUUGCCCAAUAACCAAAAUUAAUUUAUGUUUAAACAUGUUUCAAAUCCAACAAAAAUCCAGACUUUUUGUAAUGUAGUGGCUGCUAAAGGGAUUUGGGGAUUAUCUGAAAUUGAAGACGGUCUAUGGAGGAAGAUGUUUUUGUUUGAUGUCAUGCAGUGUUGUGGUCAGAUGCUGUUCCGACUCAGUCACUCUAAGAAUGGUGCUGUUAUACUGGUUCAAAAGAUGCUCUAAUUCAGUUAUGGACUCUCAGUAUGUGCCCUUCACCCCUUUAACUAUGUGCAAUGUCAAUUUUGAAAAUGAGAAUGUUAAUUUAUACUGUUUUAAUUGUCUAUAUAAAACCUAUAUAUACUGUGUACACAGUAUAUACAUAAACGGUAUUUAUAUACAAGAUAUAGAGAAAUAGCUGUAUAAGCCAAUGUACCAUGUGAAUUAAAUGGAAUUAUUUUUGUAUGAAUCUAUCUUUAACAUUCCUUCAACCAUGAAUAUCAACAGUAUCUUUCCUUGGGUUCAUCUUGUAACAGUUAAAGACUUUAUUAACGUGACUAAUCUCCACUAAAGACUCAGGCUGGUCUGAUGCGUUGGUAUUCUGACAUUUGGAAAAAGGGGUCAGUUCUGUCUUGUGCUGGGCUCAUGCUUGGUCAACUCAGUGUAACAUAUUUCAAAAGAAUCUUAGAUGCUAAAUCUUUGAACAACACACGUGUUUGUUUUUGAUUCUUAUUGCAGUAAAAACACAACAAUGACCUCUUUCAAGAUCCCUCGUACAAUUUCAUUCUCAUCAUUGUAUGUUUUUCAAAAUAUUUUUUGAUGUCAGCAAAAUGGCAGUUCAGUUUGGCCCUCCAUUACAAUGUGUCAUUUACAAAAAUGAUUCUUUGUCCAUGUCUCAAUGCGCACAAUGGAUACAUAUGGUUAACUGCCUUGUGAAGCUGGUUGAAGGAACAUGUUUUUGUCUUUGAAUAACAGAAACUUCAAAUUCUCCGUUUGUUCUGUGCUCUCUGAGGUGGUCCUGUUUGAUAUAAAACAUUACUUACGACAAACAAGAAAUCGACUUAAUUGUUCUUGAGGAGCAGAUGUUGUUCUUUUUCUUUUUAAAGUUUGAAUUGCUGAGUCACUUUGUGUAGCUGUGUUUUGCUCCAGUUUAUACAAAUGUUUAUUUGUAAACUGUGUUUUGGUUGUACUUGCUACACUAGCUCAAACGGUACUGUUUCUCUGUUGAAAUUGUCAAAAGGAGCUGAUGUUUUAAAGUUUUAAACAGUUUUAAACAGUUUUAUUUUGUUGUUCUCAUGGAUUUCCCAUCCUUUGCUUUUCUUUCUGAAGAUAUCCUCGACUUAAACAUUUACGAUCUUUAAAGUUGACUGUGCAUCCCGGGUGAAAGAGGGCCAGUCAGUGCAUUCUGGAUGUCAGAUCCAACAGAACUACCUGGGGCACGAAUUUAUAAAAAUCUGAUACACAACAGCCAUUUCUGCUAUUGCAUUAAAGAUAAUGCAUACUGUAUUAUAGAAUGUACAAAGACAUUUAGAUAAUAUAGUUGUUUAUUUUAUAUGUAAAAUAGAUUGAAUAUAUUGUAACAUACAUAUAUAUAUAUAUAUAUAUAUAUAUAUGCUACAUGAUUUAAAAAGUUAAACAAACAGAAGUAUUUUGUAACAGAUUAUUGAAGUGUCUUAUUGGGGAGGUGAAGCUUUAUCUGAGUUCUGCCAGUUGGUGUUGCACAGUCAGUUAUAUAGUACGGCUUGUUUUCUUUCUGUAUAUACCAUCAAAAUAAGCUUUAACAUAUUGUUGAUAUUGUUUAAAAAAGAAAUUAAUAAAAAAGUUUACAUUCUGAAACAGCUUGGAUAUUAAUUAUAUGAUAGUGAUAUUUAAUUAUUUAUAAAUCAAUAUGGAUAAUGUGAUAUUUUAAAAUAAAUAUUUCCAAAAAUGA
This is a messenger RNA of Hypomesus transpacificus, 7078 nucleotides long. It is a transcript of the gene npas2, whose product is annotated as neuronal PAS domain protein 2. Lineage: Eukaryota; Metazoa; Chordata; Actinopteri; Osmeriformes; Osmeridae. The record is from RefSeq and is a predicted model, not a curated record. Gene Ontology annotation, molecular function: protein dimerization activity; RNA polymerase II cis-regulatory region sequence-specific DNA binding; DNA-binding transcription factor activity, RNA polymerase II-specific. Gene Ontology annotation, biological process: regulation of transcription by RNA polymerase II; circadian regulation of gene expression. Bases 644 to 3391 code for a protein of 915 amino acids. Gene Ontology annotation, cellular component: CLOCK-BMAL transcription complex; nucleus; cytoplasm. The transcript has 24 exons.